AGACAGCGGGCGAGUGAUGGGAAGCGCGUAAAGAAGCGACAGGGAUCGAAUACUUUAAAUUCGGUCUGAGACUGUCUCUUGCUCGAAGGUUUGUGGGUCUGGUCAAAUGGUCGACUCAGGCUGUCGUGUUUUCGGAGUACACUCCUAUUUACACCACUUCUACGAGGAGUGCACAGCCUCGAUGAGGGAGCAGCAGGAGGACGUUCAGAACCAGAGCUCACCUCUGCGCUGGAGCUCAGGCCUCUGGAAGAUCACACUUGCUCUUGGUUCAGUGAUCCUGACAGUGGGGCUGGUGGUCAUGACAGUGGGCUAUGCCAUCCCCACUCGUAUUGAGGUCUUCGGUGAGGGGGAGUUGCUGUUUGUGGACCAUCAGGCCAUGCGCUACAAUCGGUCGCUGCACAUGUGCGUACUGGCUGGGACGGGGCUUCUUACACUGGGUGGAAUCCUGUUGGCAGGCGGAAUCGUGAUGUCUAACUUCUUCAUGACUUCCACAAAACAGGAAGUAUCCAGCUGUCAAAGCGAUGCCAAAAGCUCCUCAGCUAUUUCAAUGAGAAAUUUGGGAGUGUCUUAAUUUUUAUAUAUUUUGUGAAGAGCCUAUGGCCAGAAACAUACUUUAUGCUAGUAUGCAAAUUCAAAUGCAUUGCAAGCACACAUGUCUGUUGAAAAAACUUAGGCCAGAAACAUACUUUGCGCAUGUGCACGUACCAAAGUGCAGUCUGAAUAAACAUGCUUAGUGUGCAUCUUGCAUUACUGUAGUGGUAACAAACCUCCUUACUCAAGGGGGCGAUAGAUUUACCUUUAAAAUUCUGUGCAAUUAAACUGGAUGUUAUUUUUCAUUUAAGUUGCAAUAAGUAUAUUGUCUUUAAAGCUGCACACAGUAAUUUUCUUUCUCAUCAAAAAGUUACUUCUAAAGAAAGUAACUUUAAGUUUUUUUUAAUUGUAAUUUUGAAACAUAUGUGUAAAAUCAUGAGCACUCACAUGAGAUGAAGACACCAGUCAUAUUAGUAACCUCAUAAAAGCUGUUUUAUUCUAGAUGAGAGGGUCCCCUCAUGGGUGAAGCCAUGUUAGUAUCACAUGACCAGCCAAUUACUACUCAAAAACUACUCACUUAACCGCAUAACCACACUGUUAUUGGACACUUUUUGAUGCAUCCAGGCCACUAGGUGUCAGUGUAAGUACUGUACAUGAUGACAUAUUUACUGAAUGUAAAUUACUGAGUGCACCUUUAACUUACUUUAUCAGUAACAUUCUCUUCAAACUAUCCACUGUGACAGAUUUUGUCUUGAAAGAGAAAACUCACCAUAGAAGCAAACCGUUCACACUUAUGUCAGCAAUAGCACCCCUUGCGACAACGUUGGGAAUGCAUCGCGUACUUGUGUAAUGAAUUACGAUCUGACAUAUAUUGGAAUGCAACAAUGUACAAAAUCGAGCUUGCUAGGACUGCGUUCACAUGUUUCAGCCUUUCUUGUGUAUUGUGCACUCUUGAGUAAUUGUGGUGAUAAUUAACUUCAGCCCUCAAGGGGAUGAAAGUGUUACCUUCAAAUGUCAGUUAAACUCGAUGAGUUGCUAUUCACUUAAGUGUUGCUAAUGUAUUGUGGUCUAUUGAUUUCGAAACAUAACACGUGUAAUGUGUGCAUGAAGUGUUUGCGUUCAUGCACAUGCUUAGAGUAGGUUUUGGGCCUGUAUUAUUUGCAAAUCACAAGCAAUGGCAUCUGUUGUUUUGCUCUUGUCUUAAUAACGUCAAAUAGAUAUUGUAUUCAGAAAAUAUUGAUGUUCUGCCAAUGUUACGGAUACAAGUUGAAACUGAUACCACAAAAGCUCAAUGUGUUUAAGAUCCAUAACACUCUUUUCCAAUUAUCAGUUGUUCAAUGUCUGUGUUUCUUUGUCCACUCUAACAUUUUGUUUUUGUUUUUCUGUUUCAAAAGUGGCUUUUUCUUUGCAAUUCUUCCCAUAAGGCCUGCACCCCUGAGUCUCUCUUUACUGUUGUACAUGAAACUGGUGUUGAGCGGGUAGAAUUCAAUGAAGCUGUCAGCUGAGGACAUGUGAGGUGUCUAUUUCUCAAACUAGAGACUUAUGUACUUAUCCUCUUCCACAUCUCUUUCUGUCCUUGUAUAUAUACUGUAUGUAUUUAUUUAUUUAUUGAAAGAACGAACAUGUUUAUGCUUGCAUUCAUUGAUGGUAUAAAUGAGAGUAAACCAGGCUCAGAAAGAUGUGCGAUCUUAUGAAAAACCAAUCAUAUUGUGAAGCGCUGAAUAUUAGUAGGGUGUUUAAGAGACUGUAAAUAGAUGCAGGAACCAGGUAUGACUCAUCCAUCCGCUGCUUCCAUUAAACCUAUUUCUCUCUUUUCCCCUCUUUUUGAGUUGCUAGGGCACACUGUGAGUCAUCUUUGCUCAUAUUCCAGUCAUAGCUCACAGUACGGGGGCUGUUAAAAAUCAAUUAAUCAGUGCUCCAGACGUAGAGCCACAAUCAAGAGCCGUUCACUCUGCUGUGUCUAUCUAUGCACAUCCAGAAAACAAGAAAGAGAAAUACAGAGAAAGAAAUGUUGUUUGUCUGAAGCUUUAAGUCAUGUGGCUGAUGCCUGUAAUGUGUUGGCAGCUUGUUAACACAUGUUUGCUUAGAACGAGCACACCAGGUGAACACCAUAGAGUGAUGAUGUGCGGUCGGCACUCAGGUGGUGUCUCAGGUGCCUUAGUCUAUUACAUGUUAUUGACGGACACCUCACUGUAUGUGUCGGUACAUCAUCCUCUGAGCAUUUCUCAAACAAGUCAUUGUGUUCAGGCGUAUAUGGGCUCAGACUGCAUGAAGCGGAGAGACAGACGGACUCAUGGAGGGUUUGUGACACCGGAACAGUCUGUUUGGUGUGAGGUGGGGGUGGGGAAAUGAAACGAAACUGCUCCAUUGACUGAGCUGUGGAAAAUGAAUCACUGCUUUGAGAAACUGAACACGGUAGAAAUUCAAUGAACUUAUGAACUUGUGGCGCUGUUGAGUGAUGCUGAUGCAUUUGAGGUUUCAAGCUGCAGUUAAAAGCUUAUUGAUGUUUAUCCAUAAACAGCUGCAAAACCUAGCAUUAUUAAUACAUUUCUUUGAAGAAUAUGAAAUAAUUGAGGUCUCUGACACUUAUUAUCCAAUAAGUAUAACGAUUAUCUGACGCAAUACCAUGCAACAUUGACAGAUACUGUACUGAACACUGUUGUACUGCACAAACCAAUGGCAACCACAAAUAAAUACUUUUUUUAUUAUUAUUGACAUUUUAAAAAUACUGUUUCUUAUUCCCUAUUGAUACUGAGUAAAACUUUUUUGUUUGUUUUUUGUCAGUUUUACCAGUCUUUUUGCAUUAGAUAAUACUAAUUCCAAUUACUAGGAUCUAUUCCAACUAGUGCUUAUUUAUUAGACACUAGUGUCUAUUCCAAUUGUUUCUAGAAACAUUUAAUAUCUCACUAGUUACUACUGCUUUUUUACUUGUGAAAUGUAAUGACUGGUCAAAAUGGCUACACAUUAAUACUUUAAUACAUUUUACAAGUCUAGCUAAGUAAAACUGGAAUAGAUACUAGUCGCUAUUGGAAUAAGAACUAAUCUAAUGAACUGUACUGUAUUGAAUAUAUUUACAUGGACACCAGAAAGCAGGUUAUUGUGAGAAAACAGCUUUCCGUUUACAUGCACUCUAUAAGCGGCAUACUCUUUAUUCCCAUAUAUAAGUGGCUCAGUCAGUAAGCAGAUUUCUCCACAGCAAUGUUACUUUCCCAUAACGCUUGUGUAAAUAACAAACAUGUCAUAUGAGGAAGACUUUGCUAUUUUAUUCUCAGUUGCUUUGCUUUAUUUACAGAUAUUCCAGAGUUGUUGCAGUGUUUGUUUCCUUAUCUUACCAUCACAACCUGCAGCUGAAUUGUGCUGCAAAAGUGGUAUUUCCCCUUUAUGUCAAACUCUGGGAUUCCCCCAAA
This is a messenger RNA of Xyrauchen texanus (razorback sucker), 3938 nucleotides long. Its product is annotated as neurensin-1-like. The transcript has 3 exons. Gene Ontology annotation, cellular component: transport vesicle; neuron projection; neuronal cell body. Gene Ontology annotation, biological process: nervous system development. The record is from RefSeq and is a predicted model, not a curated record. The coding region runs from base 107 to 571 and encodes 154 amino acids. NCBI's taxonomy places the organism in Eukaryota, Metazoa, Chordata, Actinopteri, Cypriniformes, Catostomidae.